UAUCAAAAUGCAGGUCAAAAUAGUGAGGGCGAACAAUAUUCCGUUUCUAGCCACGGGUAGUCGACACGGUUAUAUAACUACCUUUGGGGAUCUCCAAAAUGGCCUCGCUAUCGACCUGAGUCAGUUUGAUUCUGUGAAAGUCGAUAUUGCUUUAGGGACUUUGACAGUAGGCGGCGGAACUCGCCACAGAGACUUUUUGGAUGCCGUGUAUGAGGCGGGGCUUGAAAUCCGUAAGUAAUGACGGCCAUGUCGCCCCAAACGUACCAUGGAAUGAGCUCGUAUAUGUUGCCGAGUUUACAAUGGAUGGAAUUAACUGCGAAAGUGGCUUAGUCCGUCGCUACUAUUCAGCUAACGUCCAAAAC
Messenger RNA from Hypoxylon trugodes, 362 nucleotides. RefSeq lists its product as uncharacterized. Gene Ontology annotation, molecular function: flavin adenine dinucleotide binding. The record is from RefSeq and is a predicted model, not a curated record. The annotation marks the transcript as partial. Lineage: Eukaryota; Fungi; Ascomycota; Sordariomycetes; Xylariales; Hypoxylaceae. The transcript has a single exon.